AUGCCUCAAGUUGCCUCGUUGAUGGCCGAUGAGCAAAGCAGCACCACCGUCACCGAGGCUGGCGACACCCGGCCGAGACGGAGACGGGUUUACCACCGAAAGGUCAGAACAGGAUGUAUUACUUGCAAGAUCCGCAAAUUGCGCUGCGACGAGCAGAAACCAGCCUGCCACCGUUGCCUCUCAUCUAGACACAAAUGUGACGGUUAUGCAACGCCAUCGUCACUGGCACCUUCAUCGCCCUCUUCAUCCAGUACUCCGACAAGAGGCUCAUCAUUCCCUCACGCAACGGCCAAUCCGAAGCUCGUACUCCCUCGAAGAAAUCUCGACGAAGUUCGCAGCUAUCGCUACUUCUUGGAGGUCACAGCCCCCGCAAUCGCCGGUGUCUUUGAUGUUGAGUUCUGGCUGGGUGAUAUUCCCAGGGUCUGCCAUGUGGAUCCAGCCAUCUGGCACGCCACCGUCAGUCUUGGAUCUGUCUACGAGUCCCGUAGCUCUCUUGGCCUCCGGGACAAAGUUCACGAGUCGACCCGGAAUGUCUUUGCAUUGCAGCAGUUCAAUUCCUCCAUUCGGUGUCUGACUGAAUCGACCUCGCCUCGUCAUGCCGAUAAGUGGAGAGCUCUCACUGUCAGUACUAUUUAUACCUGUAUCUGCAGCAUUCAGGGUUUGUAUGAGCAAGGCCGCAUUCAUCUCAAGGCGGGAUGCAAUCUUCUCCGUGAAAUCCAGGAUGAGGAGAUGAAGAAUCGAAGAUGGUCGCCGCAGUCCGCACCUCAGGGACAGUCUCAGCGCAGUCGUGUCCAGGGAGAGGCCCAAACACUAUCAUCCGUUCCAAUUUCCAUCACUCCCAUACGGUCUAUUCUGAUCAACUUCCAAAUGCAGCUAAAUGCAAUGGAUCAUGGCGGCAUAGCGGACAACCCUACACUCAUCGCACAGAACGACAGCUAUAACGUAUGGCGCGUCUACACGGCGCCCGGUCUCACGCCGAGAUUCUGCCAGUAUUUGACUCCCGAAAACCUUUUACAUGCUAAUCGUGCUGCCGAAUCUCUCAUGAACGGAAUGAUCUUCUUUUCGCAGCAGCAUGCAAACGAGUUUGGAGAGCUUUUCGCCGGUAAACGCAGCCCACACACACUGACUGCUCUAGCGGCGCGACAAGAACCCCACACACGAUGCUUUAAGGAGCUCGAUAGCGCAAUCCAGACUUUCAGGAGGGAGCUGGGAUCGUCUCCGACCGAGAAAUCUGGUACCGCUCCUCGAACCAAAGCGCGACCGAGCAAGGCAUUCCUCUCUCUCUGCUUGUUCCACGCCACCAACCGCGUCCUCCUCCUCCAAGACCCGGAUGAACCCGACCUAUCCGUGCGAUACCAAACCUUGCCGGCACAGUACUCUGCCAUUCUCGAUCUUGCCGAGCAGAUUCUCGAUCUCAAUGAAACUUCAAACGCAGAAGGAGAUGGGAAGGCGUCCUUCACUCCGAGCCCGUCAACCUUACAGCCCCUUUUCCUCGUUGCACAUAGCGGCUUCCCGCAAGCGGUUCGACGACGUGCCGCGAAGCUACUCCGGCGUCUCCCACGAGAGGGUCUGUGGGAUAGUACGAUGUCUGCGAGUCUUGUGGAUGCGAUUAUGGCCAGGGAGCAGGCCGCGGUGCGAGAGCAUCGCCAGCAACGAGCCAGCGAGAGAGCCGGUCCGACCUUGAAGGAGCUGGUGAGUCGAGAGGAGGAGAAUGAUGAGGAGGUUCACAUCCUGUUUCGCAUAUUCAAUGUGACCAUUUCUUUCGCGGGUAGAAGGGAAGCAGUCGUCGUUUUGCGAACUUGGCAAGAAUUGAUUGAUAAGAUUCCCGGCCAGAGGACUGUAUUAAGUUGGUAA
Molecule: messenger RNA, 1854 nt
Organism: Rhinocladiella mackenziei CBS 650.93
Lineage: Eukaryota; Fungi; Ascomycota; Eurotiomycetes; Chaetothyriales; Herpotrichiellaceae
Exons: 2
Coding region: 1-1854 (617 amino acids)
Biological process (GO): regulation of DNA-templated transcription
Molecular function (GO): DNA-binding transcription factor activity, RNA polymerase II-specific; zinc ion binding
Source: RefSeq, a predicted model, not a curated record